Molecule: messenger RNA, 621 nt
Organism: Vitrella brassicaformis
Lineage: Eukaryota; Vitrellaceae
Source: the annotation of a GenBank genome assembly
GUGGCAUUGGGGCGCGCAGCUUCUGACAGCCUCUCGUGCAUCGCAAGUCGACCCCCGGUGGUCCAAGGCUGCAUCUGACGCUCAAUCAGCCAGCCCCACAGAUCGGACAAGUUGGGGCUCGUAUUGGGCUCGUCGAGGGCUUCACCAUGCCUCCUGGGCAACGUUCUUCCCCUCACCUGCUCGCCGUGGUGAUCUCCUUCGCCUUUGCAAUGAGCGCAGCUCAGCAGAGCUCGACAUCUCAUGAGGGAAUUGCGGCAAGGCAUCAACACACGCCGGGAGACACGCACAACCCACAGCGCCAGACUCUUGACGGCGGGGCUGAGACUCUUGCCGAGAAGCCCGAGUGCUUGAUUGACCAAUUCGCCCUGUGCGGAGGGGCGGAUCAAAACGGAACGGUGAGCUCAGCUGGCCAAGGCAGGGCCCAGGGCAGAUCUUGCGUCAUUCUAUGUAUGUCUCUUGCGCAUCCAGGCUGACGUGGCCCUUCCCUUUGUCCCGGCAGUCGCUCUGCAUCCACACAGCAAGCCGGCAUCAUACACAAACACCACAGCGAGGGGGACUGCAAGGAACAAGUCCCUCGCGGCACUCGAGAGCAUGACAUUCUCUGCUCUGUUACAAGCCUAG